Messenger RNA from Anolis carolinensis (green anole), 7237 nucleotides. It is a transcript of the gene clic3, whose product is annotated as chloride intracellular channel 3. The transcript has 6 exons. NCBI's taxonomy places the organism in Eukaryota, Metazoa, Chordata, Lepidosauria, Squamata, Anolidae. The record is from RefSeq and is a predicted model, not a curated record. The coding region runs from base 4400 to 5488 and encodes 362 amino acids.
GUUUUCCCCUUUCCGAUGCAACCCUUUUAUUGUGGAUAUUAGUGUCGUUAUUAUUAUACAGAGCAUUGCAUUCCUCUCUGCCGCCGAAAGGUCUGUUGACUCCUGUAAUCCAGAAAAUAUUCUAUUACAGUUAUUUUUAUUCUGCUGGAGGGGUGGAUCCCACAAAGGCAAACAAAGACAAGGCAAAGGAAUGUGUAUGUAUGCAUAUUAUGUAUCUAUGUGUCGAUAUAUAUACACACACAUACAUGCAUUACAUACAGACACUCCUUUGCCCUGCCUUCUUUCGGUUUAUAUAUAUCUGCUAGCUUGGGUACCCGGCUACUUAAAGGAUUUAAAGUUUGUUAUGUUGAACAAGUUUGCUCUCGAUGCGUCAUCGGUGGGGUUCAGUGUGCUCUCUGGCUAUAGGGUAAACUACAACUCCCACUGUGGUGAGUCAAUGCCCUCCAGUAGGUUGACUUAGUCAUGGGAUUUUGUGUGCCAAGUUUGGUCUAGGUCCAUUAUUGGUGGAGGUCACAGUUCUCCUGGUUGUGGGUUAUGGGUGAACUACAACUCCCAGAAAGGAACUUCGGUUCCCCCAAACCCCUCCAGUAACUUGGUACUAAUGGAAGUCCCCUUUGAGUGAGUUGCACUCUCUCAGCCUCAGAGGCUUGCAAUUGGGGCCUUUUCCCUAAAGGCAGAAAGGUGUGCCUCUAUGGACAGCAUAUUAAUUUGGAAGGGAAAUAAAUGCAUGGCUCGGCAGAGCAAAAUCAAUACUUUUGUUUUGGCAUUUCAGCAGAAAACCAAGCAGGUUAAUGACUACUUUCCGAUGGGUUCAGGCUGUUGCCGCCAGCCGCAUUGCAAGGGUUCAAUCUGAGGAAAAUGUCACAUUCCAUGGAAUUCGCACUCGAAGCCGGGCACGGGUUUCCCAAAUCAGGUGGCUGUUUGUUUCUAUGGAUCCUAAUAAAUACCCCAGUGGGCUCUGAAGGAUUUCCCUCUUUCCUUCUGGUGCGAUCUGAAGUAAUAAUAAUAAUUAUUAUUGUAUCUUGAUUCAUGACCUUAGGAAAUGGUGCAGCUUAAAUAAAACAGCAGCAGUGUCAGUUGUUUGGGAUUUGUAGUUUGACAAGGUCCAAUCCCUUUUCUGCCAUCCAAGAGAAUAUUAUUAUUCUCUAAUAACUAAUUAUUAUCAUUAUUACUACUACAGUAGAGUCUCCCUUAUCCAAGACUUGCUUAUCCAAGCUUUUGGAUUAUCCAAUGCAUUUUUGUAGUCAAUGUUUUCAAUAUAUCGUGAUAUUUUGGUGCUAAAUUUGUAAAUACAGUAAUUACAACAUAACAUUACUGCAUAUUGAACUACUUUUUCUGUCAAAUUGGUUGUAUAACAUGAUGUUUUGGUGCUUAAUUUGUAAAAUCAUAACCUAAUUUGAUAUUUAAUAGGCUUUUCCUUAAUCCCUCAUUAUCCAAGAUAUUCACUUAUCCAAGGUUCUGCUGGCCCGUUUAGCUUGGAUAAGUGAGACUCUACUGUAUUAUUAUUAGAUUGCAAUUUUUAAAAACAGCAGUGAUUCACAGUCAAGAAUCGCUCAGGGUUUGUAGUUUCCCAAGGUCCACAGCCUUCCCUGCCGAACUACAGACCCCAGGAACCCAAUAGCAUUGAGCCACAAAGCAUUGGAACUACAACUCCCAGCUUUCCUAAACAGGGGCACCUUAAAAGUUUCUCACCAAACUACAAGUCCCAGGUUAUGUUCAAACGGGGAGUGGACUACAUGGCAUUCGGGGGACCUUCCAAUGCCAUAGAUUGAAUGCAGUUGGACCCAGUUAAUAACAAUAAUAAUAAUAAUAAUAUAAUUUUGUAAUACAAUAUAAUAAUAUUAAUUAUAUAUUAUAUAUUACAUGUAUAUUUAUUAAUAAUAUUACAAUAUAUAGAUAUAGUACAAUAUGGUAAUUUAUUGCCAGUAUUGUGCUAUGCUAAUAAUAUAAUACUGUAUGUAAAUUUAAUUUGUAAACCGCUCUGAGUCCCCUUCGGGAUGAGAAGGGCGGGAUAUAAAUGUAUUAAAUAAAUAAAUAAAUAAAUAAUAAUAAUAAUAAUAAUAAUAUCAAUAACAACAACUUUAUUUUUAUACCCUGUUGGUGUUUAUGAAAGACCAUGGUGAGCGACGUUGCACGGGGCCCUUAUUUGGCCAAUGCAGAGGCUCCAGGGUCCUCUCAACCUGCCCAUUUCCAGGAUUACGGCCCUGGGGGCCUCCCCUCCUCUUCCCUCCCAGUAAAACCAGUCCCAGUCCUCCUCCUGGGUGACUCUUUGCAAGAGGAGUCCUUGUGCUGCAGACAGAUCAAGCAAGGGAGGGAGGCAGCAGAGAGGACAGCUGUCCAUCCAUCCAUCCAUCCAUCAUCCAUCUGUCAUAGGUCUUCUGGCCGAAGAAGCAGCAACAUCAGCUGGCUUUGGCCUCGGACCCAAGGAAGGCAGGAAGGAAGGGGGCACUUGAAGCCACUUCGGGGCCCUUUUGCAUCCAUUGAGGGCAGCAGGAGCAUUGGGUGUGUUUUGAGCCUGUUGACUGUUGCAUUUGUCCAUCGAGCGUAUUUGUGGGCAACCGUUUGCAGCCCGAGUCAACGGGGUGUACUUUCAAGUCCCCUGAGUGCUGUUCGGGACAGGUUUUGAGUCCAUUUUGUGCAUUUUGAAUACAUUCAGCACGGUUUUGGAGCCAAUGUGGUGCAAUUUCGAGUUCAUCGUGUGAAUUCCAGACCCACUGGGUGCAUUUUGAUUCAGUUGGGUGUAUUUUGAAUCAGUUGAGUGCAUUUUGAGCGAAUUCAGUGUGUUCUGAAUCAAUUUAAUGCCUUUCGAGCCAAUUCGGGGCAUUUGGAGUCCGUUGAUUAUAUUUUCAAUCCUUUGAGUGCAUUUGGAGUCCGUUGAAUAUAUUUCUGGGGCAUUUGGAGCCAGUGCGCGGGCAUUUGGAGCGAAAUGGGUUUUGUUUGAGUCAAGUUGUGUAUAUUUUGCAUCCAUUGAGCCCCGUUUGAAUCAAUUCUGGUGCAUUUUGAGUCGGUCAAGUACAUUUUGAGUCAAUUCUGAGUCUAUCUGUAACCCCUUGAGCUUCUUUUCAACCAUCUGGGUCUGCAUUUGGAACUGGUGGAGCCCAGUGAGUCCCUUCUGAACCCUUUGGGUGCCUUUGGAAUCCAUUCAGGGCAUUUUGAGUCCAUUGAAUACAUUUUGAUUCCAUGGGAUAUAUCCUGAGUCCACUGAGUGUCCUUUGAAUCAACUGAGUGCAUUUAGAAUCCGUUGAGUCUUGUUUGGGUCCAUUGAGACUGUUCUGAGUCUCGGGUCUAUUCAGAACCCUUUGGGUGAUGGUUUAUUGAGAGUCCAUUGGGUGCAUUUGGAUCCCUUUGUGUGUAUUCAGAGUCUAUUCUGAACCCUUUUGGUGCCUCUAGAUCCCCAUGAGUGUAUUUGGAGUCCCAUUAACUGCAUUUGGAUCCCAGUGUAAGUGUAUUUGGGGUCUAUUCUGAGCAUUUUGGGUGCAUUUGGAUCUUCUUGAGUGUAUUCUGAGUCUAUUUGGAACCCUUUGGGUGCCUUUGGAGCCCCUUACGUGUAUUCUGACUCUAUUCAGAGUCCAUUGGAUGCCUUUGAGUCCCCUUGAGUGUAUUCUGAGUCUAUUUGGAAUGUUUUGGGUGCCUUUGGAGCCCCUUACGUGUAUUUGGAGACUAUUCUGAACCUUUCAGGUGCCUUUGGAUCCCCUUGAGCAUAUUCUGAGUCUAUUCAGAGUCCAUUGGGUGCAUUGGAUCCUCUUGAGUGUAUUAAGAGUCUAUCUGAAACCCUUUGGGUGCCUUUGGAGCCCCUUACGUGUAUUCUGAGUCUAUUCAGAGUCCAUUGGGUGCAAUUGGAUCCCCUUGAGUGUAUUCUGACUCUAUUCAGAGUCCAUUGGGUGCCUUUGAGUCCCCUUGAGUGUAUUCAGAGUCUAUUUGGAACCCUUUGGGUGCCUUUGGAGCCCCUUACGUGUAUUUGGAGACUAUUCUGAACCUUUCAGGUGCCUUUGGAUCCCAUUGAGUGUAUUCUGAGUCUAUUUAGAGUCCAUUGGGUGCAUUUGGAUCCUCUUGAGUGUAUUCAGAGUCUAUCUGAAACACAUUGGGUGCCUUUGGAGCCCCUUACGUGUAUUCUGAGUUUAUUCAGAGUCCAUUGGGUGCCUUUGGAUCCCCUUCCAAGUGUAUUCUGACUCUAUUCAGAGUCCUUUGAGUCCCCUUGAGUGUAUUCUGAGUCUAUUCAGAGUCCAUUGGGUGCAUUUGGAUCCUCUUGAGUGUAUUCUGAGUCUAUUUGAAACGCUUUGGGUGCCUUUGGAGCCCCUUGCGUGUAUUUGGAGUCUAUUCUGAACCUUUCAGGUGCCUUUGGGUCCCCUUGAGUGUAUUCAGAGUUUAUUUGAGUGCCUUUGGAGCCCCUUGCAUACCCAUGGAGGGGGUCCCAGGGGGAGCCAAGGCAGGGGAGCAUCCCCGCAGCCUGCGAAUCCUGCCUGGGCAGCUGAGCCCGAUGCCGCCGUCCAGGAGGGUGCCCUGUCCCCAGCGUCCCCUUCCCUCCCGGGCCCCGUCCCUCCCAGGUGCCUGGGUGGGCGAGGGGCCCUGGCCGGGUCCCAGAGGGCGUGGCCCCGAGGCGGAGGAGGGAGGCGGGGCCUUCUGGCGGGUGUGCCUUCUCUUUUACAAGAGCCAGCGACAGCAGCAGGCACCCAGCCCUCCGCUCUGCCUCCUCUUCGGGAAGACGGCCACUGCCGCGGCCAGGAGGAGGAGGAUGGCGGCGGCUGCUGUGGUAACCACCUCCGAGGAGGAGAGCCCCAAGCUCCAGCUGUUUGUUAAGGCCAGUGACGACGGAGAGACCAUUGGGCACUGUCCCUUCUGCCAGCGGCUCUUCAUGAUCCUGCUCCUGAAAGGGGUCCCCUUCACGCUGACCACCGUGGACACCAAGCGGUCCCUGGACGUCCUGAAGGCCUUUGCACCUGGGGCCCAGUUGCCGGUGCUUCUCUAUGAAGGGGAGCCCAAAACGGACACCCUCCGCAUCGAGGAGUUCCUGGAGGAGACCCUGGGACCGCCUGACUACCCCACUCUGCUGCCGAGAUACAAAGAGUCCUCCCUGGCCGGGAAUGACGUCUUCCUCCGCUUCUCGGCCUUCAUCAAGAACCCCGUUCCUUCCCAGGAUGAAGCUCUGCACCGGAACCUGCUGAAGGCCCUUUGGCGGCUGGACAAGUACCUGAACACCCCGCUGGACUACGAACUGGUGCGCGACCCCUUGCUGACCGUCUCCCGCCGGCGCUUCCUGGACGGGGACCAGAUGACCCUGGCCGACUGCGCCCUCCUCCCCAAACUCAACAUCGUCCACGUCGUGUGCCAGCAUUUCCGCCAAUGCGGGAUCCCCAAGGACCUGCGGGGAGUCUGGCGCUACCUGGAGAGCGCUGCCGAGGUCAAGGAGUUCAAGUACACCUGCCCCAACAGCCAGGAGAUCCUGCAGGCCUACAGUGCUGUGGUCCGGCCCCUGAAGCAGCCAGAAUAGGGGCCCCGUGCGGAGACUCACCCUUCUUGGGAACGCUCCCUCUGUGAGAUUGGAUUUCCGUCAUGAAACUUGCUAUUCUUGGGAUUUCACUGGUGAACUCACCCUCCUUGUGACCUCACCCUUCUUGGGAUUGUGUCUGUCGUGAAAUCACCCUUCUUGUGAAUUCACUGUUCUUUGGAUUGGACUUCCGUGGUGAACUCACUAUUUUUAGCAUUUUGCUGGUGAAUUCACCCAUUUUUUGUAAACUCACCUUUCUUGGGAUUGUGUCAGUCAUGAAAUCACUCUUCCUGUGAAUUCACCGUUCUUUGGACUUUGGACUGGACUCACUAUUUUUGAGAUUUUGCUGGUGAACUCACCUUCCUUGGGAUUGUGUGUCAUGAAAUCACCCUUCUUGUGAAUUCACCGUUCUUUGGACCGGACUUCCGUGGUGAACUCACUAUUCUUGGAAUUUCGAUAGUGAACUCACUGUUCUUGGGAUUGGGCUUCUGUCACGAAUUUACUCUUCUUGGGAUUUUGCUGGUGAACUCUCGCCCUUCUUGUGAACUCGCCAUUCUUGAGAUUGUAUCUCUGUUGUGAAAUCACCCUUCUUGUGAACUCACCGUUCUUGGGAUUGUGUCUCUGUUGUGAAAUCACCCUUCUUGUGAACUCACCAUUCUUGGGAUUGUGUCUGUUGUGAAAUCACCCUUCUUGUGAACUCGCCAUUCUUGAGAUUGUGUCUCUUGUGAAAUCAUCGUUCUUGGGAUUGUGUCUCUGUUGUGAAAUCACCCUUCUUGUGAACUCACCGUUCUUGGGAUUGUGUCUCUGUUGUGAAAUCACCUUUCUUGUGAACUCAACGUUCUUGGGAUUGUGUCUGUUGUGAAAUCACCCUUCUUGUGAACUCACCGUUCUUGGGAUUGGGCUUCCGUCGUGAAUUCACCCGCCUUGCAAUUGUAUUUCUGUAAAUGAAUUCUUGUGUCUGUGCUUGUAAACUCACCAUUCCUGGGAUUGUGCUUCCAUCAUGAAAUCACCGUUCUUGUGAACUGACCAUUCUUGCGACUGGGCUUUCACUAUUCCUGUGAUGAUUCCUGUGACUGGUCUGGUGUGCUCACCAUUCUUGGGAUCGGGCUUCCAUCGUGAACUCACCAUUCUUGUGUACUCACUAUUCUUGGGAUUAGGUUUCUGUCGUGAAUUCAUUCCUUUUGCAAUUGUACUUCUGUAAAUGAACACACCAUUCUUGCGACUCUGCUUUUGCCAUGGACUCACUUUUGUUGUGAUGACGGCACAAGGAUUGAGGUCUGGGCGUUCUUUGAAAACAGAGACUCUUUUCAUUCUAUGUAGGAGCUGAUAGCAUUGCCAUGAGGUUGGUUGAUGAUCUUGGCCCCAACCAAGCGUCUCAGUUGAGAUCAAAGCAGAAUAUUAUUAUUAUUCUUGCAAAGCCCUUCCCCUUCCCCAGAUCCUCUCCAUCCACAAAGCACUCCCCUUCCUUCCUGUCCUCCUUCGUCGUCGUUAACAUUAAUUACUCUCCAAUGAGACGUGAUGCUGCAGCAAACGAGGCCGAUGCCAACUUAAAAGUCUGCAUUGAGCAGAAGCAUCGGCCCCAAGUCCCCUUCUGUCAAAUCCAUAUGAAUUAGGGCAAAGCCCAUAAACAGGAGGCAGGUUUUGGUGAAAGGCUCUUGUUUCGUAUUCUGAAAAGCGUCUUUAUUGUUUCAAGCAUCAUUCCGUUUUUAAAAAUAUUUAAAACAUCUCAUUAAAGGCAAUCGUAUGAGCGUC